AUGCUAAAAAGUACAUUUCAUGAUAAUAUGGGGGAAUACACUGAACCACAGAGAGCAAGGUCAAAAUCUGCUUCAAUCUUCUCGUUUUUUAAAAAAAAGAAAAAAAAAAAUAACACUAACGAUAGUGUCAUUUCUACUAGUAAUAACUCCUUUCAUCGCACAUCCGAAGAAACCAAUGAAAAGAAACAGAACGGUGAAGGAGAAGAAUGCAAACAAAAUUGGACACGCGAAGAAGCAAUCUCAGAGAAAAGGGGUGUAAAAAAAUGUAAGGACAGUUCUGCAAAAACAGUUGACAACGAAUACACGCAAAAUUACCAGGAAUGUCAAGGAAAAAAUUAUGAUUUAAAAAAAAAGAGAGAAAGUUUUUUUCAAAAAAUAAAUAUAUUGCAAAAAUUUAAAAAUUAUAAAAAAAAAAACGCAUCCAGCACAUUUCACACAGGUCAUAACAGAAGUUCUAUAUCAGCUAGCGAUGAUGAAAUGUUAGGAAAUAUAAGCAGAUUACAUAAAAAUGAAAACAAUGACUAUACAAAGAAAUCAAAAAAAUACACGACUUUGAAGAACAACAGUUAUAGCAUAAAAGAAGAAGUAAAGAGCUUAAAAAACAAAACACAAAAUUUAAAGGGUAGUGUAUAUUUUAAUGGGGAAAAAAGAGCGAAUAAAGGAAAAUUAGCCAAUAAACAUUAUACCUGCACUAGUGAAAUCAUCAGAAAUGCUUACGACACAAAUUCAUCUUCUGAUUCUUUGGAAACGUUAAUAACAAGCAUUAAAAUAAAAAGUAACAAAUUGAAACACGAUAAAAGAGAAAAUUCCUAUAGUGAUGAUGAUCGUGGUGAAAGUAAUUUAUUGAAAAAAAUGAACAUAUUGGAUGGAACUCAAAAGGUUGGAAGAAAGUACGUAUUUGAUAGAAAUUCAGACAUUGAAAUAUGGGACCAUGACAAUUUAAGCACCGAUGUGAAAAUUGUGGAAGAAAAUGAUAUAGAUAAUCAGCAAUUAAUGAACUCGAACAGCAAUGUGAUAGAUUUAAAUGAAUAUGCGUAUGGAGAGACGAGUGAAAAAGAUGUAGGAGAAGGAGAAGAUUAUUUUGCAAAGCUUAAUGGCCUAGAAAAUGAUCAUGUUUGCACAGAUGUGGAAAAUUCCCAGCGUGGCGUCAGAAAUAGCAACGAAUAUCAUCUCAGCAGAAAUCAGGAAAAUUGUGCCAAUUUUUAUCACAAACAUGAAAAUAAACAUGAAAACAAGCAUGAAAAUAAACAUGAAAACCAAAAUGAUCAAAAUUUAUAUCCAAAGCAUACGAAAAAAAAUGACAAAAUCGAGGGGGAGAAAAAACGAAUAAGCGAAUUUUCUUUUUCUAAAAAAAAAGACGAAGUAAUUCGAAAUGUACGUUCAAGCAUUAACAAUAGCGCGAAUAAAGUCAAUAAUCAUGUGGUAUAUAAAAAUAUGGAAUUUUCCAAUUUAAAUAGCCCUAAUGUAAUAAAAACAACUAUUCAGGAGGAAGACAAAUUAGCUAGUAAAGAAAUAUUAAAAAAAUCAGAGUAUGAGAAAAAGAAGACAAAUGAUGAAAUACAUAAUGAGUCUGAUUUAUCAAAUGCACACAAUGAUGCUAAUUAUUCACAAGAGAAAAACUCAUUAAAAUACUUUACCAACAAGGAAGAAGAAAGUAUAGCACAGAGAGAAAUUAUACUAAAGCUAAUGUAUAACAAUAAUGGAAUCUACUUUAAUCAAGAUGAAAAAGGAACAGGAAUUUCCAUAAAAAGUGAAAACACUGCUAAAUCAAGGGGGCAUUAUGAAGUGAAUAAGGACAUGAACAAAUGUGAAGUAUUAAAGAAAAUCAUAAAUGGAAGAAGUACAAAUUUCCACACUAGUCAACAACAGUGCGUGUAUGAGAAUGUAACGAAUUCGUCACAUAGUCAUAAUAAACUUUCUAACUCUCCGAAUGAAGUUACACAUAGAUAUUUUAGCAGUCCAAAGGAUGAAAGUAGAGAAAGUAGAACCCAUCAGGGUAAUGAUACACAUUGCAAUAAAUCACUUGGAGCCUUGUCUGUUAAGAAAACAAUUUCUUCGAUUUCCACGCAUGAGAAACGGAACAAUUUGCACGUUAAUGAAGAAAAACAGAAGAAGCAAAAUGAUGAUCCAGUGGAUGACAAAAAUGUAGGGGGUGAAAAAAACGUAGAGGAUGAAAAAAGUAAUAUAAUCAACAAGUACCUCAUUAACCCUUUGUAUAACUUAUUUGUUCAAUCCAAAGAAGAAAUAGAUAAUUCAUGCAUUUCGAAUAAUAAUAUAAAUAUGCUACAACCAAAGGAGGGAAGAAAUUGCACAAACGAAUUGCAAAAAACUUACAAAACGUUGUAUGACAUUUAUGAUGUUUCACAUGCUGUUGGUGUAGGGAUUAAUGCAUGUGGAAAUGUACGAAGCAAACUUAAUUCGAUGCACGGUUCGCUCGUUAGAAAUAUGCAUAAUAACACAGGAACCGGUAGUAAGUGUUCACAAAAUAGAGGAAUUCUCACAAAUAAUAAAAUUGAUGGAAGGAGCAUAUAUUUGCCUCAACAAAAUUGGAACAGUUCUAUGGGCAAGAUAAAUGUACAACUGCCAUCUGAGCCUAUCCAAAAAGGGGAACCCAAUGAUUCCUCAUCCAAGGGUUAUCAAGCGAAGGAUUCCUCAUCCAAGGGUUAUCAAGCGAAGGAUUCCUCAUCCAAGGGUUAUCAAGCGAAGGAUUCCUCAUCCAAGGGUUAUCAAGCGAAGGAUUCCUCAUCCAAGGGUUAUCAAGCGAAGGAUUCCUCAUCCAAGGGUUAUCAAGCCAAUGAUUAUUCAACCAAUGUGAGCGCUAAAAAUGUUCACCAUGAUUAUACAAAGAAUACCAAUUUUCAUGAUAACUAUUUUAAUACAAGAAACAUAAAGGAUAAAACAGGAGAAAGAAAAUAUUUGGGUACAGGGACUAGGAGCUUCAUAGGCGAAGAUUAUUUAAAGUCUUAUGGAGCCCCUAUAAAAAAUAUACGAACCCUUUUGGAUAAAACCAUUUUAAGGUGUAACUACAACAUCAAUGAACCCAACACUAAUAAGUUUAAUGGAAGAAGCUACAUAUUUUGUAAGGAAAAUGAAGGCAGUUUUAUUAAUGCCACCGGUACCAGAAAAAUGUGGGAAAAUGGUAGCAUAAGAAAAUCUUGUACAUAUUUUAGAUAUCAACACGAUGGAUAUCAAAAUGGAUUUGGGGGCAUUUACUCCCAAAUGAACCCUGCAGCAAUUUCUAAAGUGAACAUGAUUCACAGAAACAAAACAUAUUGCUCCAACGUUGGAGGAAAUGUAUAUGCACAUAUGAAUAGAAAUUACACGACAAAUAAUGCCACAAUUAGUGCCACAAAUAAUUUAGCAAAAAAUGGAAAUUCUUUUAAUUACACAAAAGGGAAUGUAAUUAACACAAAUGCUUUGCUAUUAAACAAUGGAGUGUUGAAAAACUUCACACAAUACAGUUCGAAUAUCAGAAACGAUCACCAAACCGAGAGUAGAAUUUCACAUGCACAGAAUAAUAAAACAUUGUUAAAUAAAAAUGUGAGGAAUUGCACCCCUUUUCCAUGUAUGGUGUAUGAAAAGUGGACACAAAGUGGAAGCAGUUUCAGGAAUAAUGGCAAAAAUAAUUACACAAAAAAUAAUAAUUUCUACACUCCUGUAGAUAUAUUAAAAAAUGAAAAUUUAAGAAAAUUGCAGAGUUAUUCAGCGAAUCCCAAAGGUUUUACCUGUCUCUCGAAAAGCCAAGGACAUGGGUAUAGUCAAGCAAAUAUACGACACUAUGAUAUCAAUGUUAGCACUUUGAAAAAGGCAAAAAGUGUAAACCUUAUGGGAUCAAUUUCUGCCCCUCAGGAUCCAUUGGAUAUAUACCAACAGUGUUAUAUACAAAAUUGGGGCGAAAAUAAAGAUCAACAGUACAGAUAUCAUAACUAUAUUCACAAUGAUGUUAUGUUAAAUAAUCAGAGUAUUGGAGGAAAUUAUGCCAACCAGAAUGAUCCUAGUAGUAGUGCUAAUAUUUACAAUUUGAGGGAUGAUAAUUUAAUGCAUAAUUCCAAGGGCCCCCCUUUAGUUAGUAGUAUUAACAGUGUUAAAGAUGUUAAUAAUGUUAAUCGUGAAAGUAGUUCUAAUUUUAUGAAUAAUGAUAAUCAUCUUUACAAUCAGUUAAGAGAAAAUAAGCAAACAUUUUUUAGAAUCAGUUCCUCGAAUGAUACCACUAAGGGAGGUUCCAUAAUGGAUGACAUGGAGCUAGUGAAUAAGGAGAAGUUUGACAACUUGUCAUGUAGCCAUUCAAAUAGUGAUGACAAUAUUGAAAUUUAUGCUGUCAGCAUGGAGCAAGACGCAGUAAAUAGUGUGCAGGUAGAGGACCCUGAAAAUGGGUCUGUUGCCGUCGCUAAAAGUGCAUCUACUGCCAUCGCUAAAAUUGAAUCUGCUGCUAUAGCUAAAAAUGAAUCUGCUGCUAUAGCUAAAAAUGAACCUGCUGUCAUCUCUAAAAAUAGCCCAGAUUCCAACUUUCCUAAUGAGCAGGAUCAAAGAAAGGAUGGAACUGCUCUUGGAGAAAGCAUUGGAGAAGUGAUGAAUAGCAACGUAGAUAAAGACAUCCCAUCUGAGUAUCAUACGUAUGAGGGAGAAGAAUCCUUAUGGACAGUUCAUAACCCUAGUAUGGAAAAUACACCAUAUAGAUGCAUAAGUGACGUGCUCGAAAAUGAUUCCCUUGAUGAUGGGCACAAUUAUUGCAACGUUUCCAACGUUUCAGAUGUGAUAACAGAAAAAAAGACACAUAAUAAUAAAGAACAUUCCGUUAGUACUACUAUACAUAACAAUUUGACGAUAGAAAAAGAAAGUAAUGCAGAAUUAUUAAAAGAUCCAAUUCCUGAUAGUUUCCCUAAUUAUACUAACUGUGAUAAGGAAAACGAAUUGCAUAACGGUAUGAUGAUGGCAGAGGUGAAAUUUUCUUAUCACAAUGAUGAUAAUAAAAAUGUUAAUACUUCACGUUAUGAUUGUAUCGAAAGUGAUGAUAAAUUUAAAAAAGAAACAACAAAUAAUAUCAGUUCUGAUGUUAAGCGUAGAUGUACAAAGCUAAAAAAAUUAACAUAUGAGCAUAAGCAUGGAGACAAAAGGGGAAAAGACAUUACAAACAGAGAGAAAAUGAAUAAUAGUUAUAGUAAAAAUAAAACAUUCUCAAAUGAAAUGAAUAAAUAUGAAAAAGAAAAAAAAAAAAAAAAAAUUGUAAUGAAAAAGGGAGGUAGUACACUAACUAAAAAUUUGAAAAAAAAGAAAAAAAAAAAAAAUUCAACAAUUGGUGUAGGAGAUAAUAAGAAAAUUUUGAAACAUACGAAAAAGACUUGCGUAUUACCAAUUUGCUCUUUUUCACAAGAGAAUAAAAUUAAAUCCAUUUGUGAAAACUUAAAAAAGCGUUAUAAAAAUAAAAAUAUGGAACAUUUUAAUAUAGUAAAUACAGUGGAAGAAUCUGUAAAGUUUAAUUAUAACGAGGAGGAAAAUAAAAUUAAUUAUAAAAAAGAAAGCAUCAUAAGUUCUAGCAAUUCUGUAUACAUUCUAAACAAAUUACAAAGUAAUGAGGUGAAAAUAAAGACAAAGAAAAGGAUUGGACAGAGUGUAAGUAAAAAAUACGACUUUAAAAUGGAGGAAAGUUAUUCUAGUACCUCUAUUCAAAGGGAAGACUGUAACUUUGUUGAGUCUUUUUCUAGUAUGUCUAUUAAAAGGGAGAAAUGUAAUACUGAAAAGAGUUAUCCACAAGUACAUGAUGAUCCUCCCUUAGAUGGAAAUGGAAGAGAGUCGAUGGGCAGCAAAAUAAAGCGGGAUAAUGCAAAAAAAUUGAAAAGAAAAAAAAAAAGUGAAAAAAAUUUGGAAAAUAAGCACGAAAGAAAAAAAUCUACAGUUAAUUUGUCUACACACAAGUGUAUAAAAAAGAAAGAAAAUGUAGAUGAAAAAAAACAGAAAGAGGAAAAUAAAUUGAAAAACAAGAUAUGUACAAAUCAAACAAAUAAAAUAACCAUCAAUUCAGUUUCUACGACAGAAACAGUGUAUUUUCACAAGAAAAAGGAAGACAAAUCCAGUAUAAGGGAAGAAUUCCUUUGGGAUACAAAAAAGGAAAGUCAAUCGAAUGAAAAUAAUAGCAGUGAUGCACUGAUACUACCAAUGAAAAGUGGAGACAAUAAAAUAGUGUCCAAUAAAAAACUAUAUAACGAAAAAAUGGGAUUAACAAAUGCCAUAAAAUCAAUAGACAUUUUGCAUAAAACCGAUUUGAGAAAUGCUGCACCACUUGAUAAUUUCUACGAAGAAGUUAAAGUGCUGAAUUACAUAUUAUGUAAUAAGAACAAUAGCCAUUUCUUAAACUUAAUAAAUUUAAUUAACUUAAUAGAAAUUGAAAGAAAUUUCAUAAACAAUAACAUAUAUAUUAACAAACAGAUAAUUACAUCUAGAACUAAUGGGAGCAAGGUGAAAAGACAGAGUAGUCAAGAUGAUAGUAUUCUAUAUGACAACAAUUUCAGUAUCGUUCAUUUAGAACAAGACAUAAUUUACUUAAAGAAAAAUUUCUUAAAAAAAAUUCUUUAUAUAUUAUUAAAUGACGCUUCCUCAUUUACUGAAAUCAAAAUAACAAUUCUUCUCUUAAAAUUUUUUGUUUCCAUAGAACAAAAUAAAGUAAUAUCUCCUAGUGUAUUCCCCCUCUCUUUAAUUAAUACAUUAAUACAAAAGUUCAGUUUAAAAGUUCAUAAAAAAAUUAAAAGGACGCGUGAAAAUGAACGUGUCAUGACACCUAGCACUUCUCCGUGCAAUUCUUAUACAAAUAAUUAUAUCCACAACACGAAUUCGAAGAGAGGAGAGACAUUGAGAAAAAGUUCCUUUAAUUAUCUAUUUAUUUGCGACGGAAAAAAUUACCUAUGUAUAAACGACAAUUCCAUGAGUGGAAAAACGUACAAAGCAAAAAUUAAAAUGAACAACUUAAUUGGCUAUUAUCAUUACAUCAAUUUAAACAGAUUAGCUUACUACCUAGAACGGGUUACAGGAAGAACUACAAUUUUAGACAAUUAA
This is a messenger RNA of Plasmodium gonderi, 7047 nucleotides long. RefSeq lists its product as hypothetical. The transcript has a single exon. The coding region runs from base 1 to 7047 and encodes 2348 amino acids. NCBI's taxonomy places the organism in Eukaryota, Apicomplexa, Aconoidasida, Haemosporida, Plasmodiidae. The record is from RefSeq and is a predicted model, not a curated record.